AUGCAUACCCAGGCUCCGUCAGCAACGCAGAGUAAGCGUGAAGGAGACAUAUCGGAUGCUUUCGCCUCCAUGUCCGGGCUUGAGGCCACACCUCUCCCAGAACGCUUCCUUGACCUCAAGCGGAAGCUAAUUCGCGGCAAUGAAGAUGCCGUGGUUGCCAGCUGGGACCGUUUACUCCAGCAACUCAGAAUCGAGAACGAUAUUAUGGCCAGAGAAGGACCAAAUGCUGUUCCUGUGGUCGACUUUAGGAGUUUGGACAGUGAUCUCGCUGUUCUAGGAUCCGAAAUCAAGAAAAGGGGGGUAGCCAUCGUACAGGGUGUCAUAUCCGAAGAGGAGGCAAGAGGAUACAAAAGUGAAAUUGAGGAUUACAUCAAGCAGAACCCUUCGACGAGAGCAUUUCCCCAAGAUAACCCUCAGGUGUGGGAGCUCUACUGGUCGGCUCCGCAGCUGAAAGCAAGAUCACAUCCGAACUUGUUGAAAGCCCAAAAGGCUUUGAUGAGCUUCUGGCACUUAUCAAAUCCCGAGAGUCCAAUCUCAUUGACCCAACCUCUUGCAUAUGCCGAUCGACUACGCAUUCGCCAGCCAGGAGAUGCGAAGUUCGCAUUGGGACCACAUAUCGAUGGCGGGAGCGUCGAGCGAUGGGAGGAAAAUGGAUACGGGCUUGGCAAUGUUUACGAUAAGAUCUUUGCGGGGAGAUGGGAGGAAUACGAUCCGUGGGAUGCGAGUACUCGUGUUCCAGCUGUGAUGAACAACUACGAUGGCCUGGGAGCUUGCUCAAUGUUUAGGAUGUUCCAGGGCUGGCUGAGUAUGAGCUAUACCGGACCCCAUGAAGGCACCUUGCAGGUCAACCCUCUGUUGCGUCUCUCUACAUCAUAUCUACUAUUGCGGCCCUUCUUCCGCCCAACUAAGUCGUCCACAAAUUCGGAAUUUCUGAGCGCAAGAAAUUGGGAGUUCUGUGGUACAGACAUGACGAGUGAUCUUCAAGGUGCCACUCCCGGACAUGGUCAGGAAUUAAGUGAUGCCCUGCAUCCACACCUUGAACUUGACAGGUGCAUGGUACAUAUGCCACGGGUGAAACCUGGCGACUUCGUUGUUUGGCAUUGUGACACCAUUCACGCUGUUGACAAGGUUCACAUGGGCAAAGCCGACUCUAGUGUCCUAUACAUCCCAGUGUGCCCGGUAACGGAACUCAACGCCAAGUACAUGAAGAGACAGAGGCAAGCAUUUCUAGAUGGUACACCAGGUCCUGACUUCCCGGGUGGUGUGGGCGAAAGCAAGCAUACCAACAGGUGUGGCCCAGAGUAUCUAAAAGCUCAUACUGACCUUGAAGGACUUCGGACAGCUGGUUUUGAGAAACUGACUCCUAAGAGUUCGGACCCGAUUGGUUCGCGAAAGGUCACCGAGGAAGCCAACCAGAUUCUUGAAUUGUAG
Messenger RNA from Truncatella angustata, 1431 nucleotides. RefSeq lists its product as uncharacterized. NCBI's taxonomy places the organism in Eukaryota, Fungi, Ascomycota, Sordariomycetes, Amphisphaeriales, Sporocadaceae. The transcript has 3 exons. Bases 1 to 1431 code for a protein of 476 amino acids. The record is from RefSeq and is a predicted model, not a curated record.